AUGGGUGUGGCAGCAGAAGUGGCAGAGAUGCACUGCUAUGACACAGCAUCACCGCUACUGUCACCGCCAAGCAGAGCAGCAGCUGCUCCGACUUAUGCCACUGGCCAGAGCGGUGGAAGUAAGUACAGCGAGCUGUUACUGGACACAGCAGCAGCAACAACAGAAUUAACCACUUCCACAGUACCGACUACACAGACUACAACAAGCACAGGACCAACGACAGUAGAAACAACUUCAUCUACAGCUACUUCAGCUCCAACCAGUACAAUUCAGGAACCUACAACUACAACAGUACCGACAGCAACAACUGAACUGACCACUAGCACUCUAUCCACAACAGAAGCUACAUCAAGCACACAGCCAACAACUGAACAAACAACUGCAGCUACAACAACUGUAGCCUCAACCACUACAACUCAGGAACAAACAACAACAGUGGAAACAACCACGGCUACAAGCAUACCAUCAACUACAACACCAACAACAGAACAAUCAACUAUACAGGCUACAACAAUCACGGGACCCUCAACAGCAGAAACAAGUGCAUCUACAACUACUCCAGCUGCAACCACAACAAGUGAGACAGCAACAACUACAGAGGAAACAACCACAGCUACAACUACAACUUUAAAUACAGCAGCAACAACAGAAUUAACCACUUCCACAGUACCAACUACACAGACUACAACAAACACAGGACCAACGACAGUAGAAACAACUUCAUCAACAGCUACUUCAGCUCCAACCAGUACAAUUCAGGAAGCUACAACUACAACAGUAACGACAGCAACAACUGGACUGACCACUAGCACUCUAUCCACAACAGAAGCUACAUCAAGCACACAGCCAACAACUGAUCAAACAACUGCAGCUACAACAACUGUAGCCUCAACCACUACAACUCAGGAACAAACAACAACAGUGGAAACAACCACGGCUACAAGCAUACCAUCAACUACAACACCAACAACAGAACAAUCAACUAUACAGGCUACAACAAUCACGGGACCCUCAACAGCAGAAACAAGUGCAUCGACAACUACUCCAGCUCCAAGCACAACAAGUGAGACAGCAACAACUACAGAGGAAACAACCACAGCUACAACU
Ictalurus punctatus (channel catfish) is the source of this 1107-nucleotide messenger RNA. RefSeq lists its product as uncharacterized. NCBI's taxonomy places the organism in Eukaryota, Metazoa, Chordata, Actinopteri, Siluriformes, Ictaluridae. The transcript is spliced from 3 exons. The record is from RefSeq and is a predicted model, not a curated record. The annotation marks the transcript as partial.